Molecule: messenger RNA, 5466 nt
Organism: Ectocarpus sp. CCAP 1310/34
Lineage: Eukaryota; Phaeophyceae; Ectocarpales; Ectocarpaceae
Source: the annotation of a GenBank genome assembly
CACACAACACACGCUACAGCAGUCACAUAGACCCCACUGAGGGCCCAUCCAAGCCCAUACAUGGUUGGGCGUCCCCCCGGUAAACGAAACAAGAAGCGUGGCAGCUGCCAAACAAGAACAGGUGGUCGGUUCGGCGCGAAAGCGGCCGCGUCACCAUCCCCCGCUGCGGACACUUCACCGCCACAUGACCACCACGACACAUGUUAUGAAGGAGACGAGGAGGACCACAGCAGCAGCCAACACAGCAGCGACAGCAGUAGUCACUAUGGCAGCUGCAGCUCGGGGAGCUCGGGCCGUGUCAAGCGUGAUGGCACGAGCAAACGACAGCGCAGGCGCCGCCGGCAACAGCAGCGAGAAAAAGAAGGAAAGAGGGGCUUUCGUACUCUUUUUCAAAUGUGGGCGCCGACUCCACCGCCUCCGCCCGGCAGCACUUUCGCCCCCACCUCUACAGAGACCGAAAGCAAGGCGGGACAGUUUGAGGACGGGGCGGUUGUGUUCGAGGUUGAGGGAGGUGGAGACGACGGUGACGAGCUCUGCAAUUGGUUUGGACAAGAUGCCAUGGAGCAGGUGGAUGUGUGUCUGGACGCGUGCAGUUCCGCGUCUGAGGGGCUCAUCUUUGGGGGAUACGCUGGCGACUCGGCUGACUGCACGUCGUCAGAAGAGUCUAACAUGGAGUGGAGCGACGUGGAGCAGACGUUGGAGCAGACGCCGAAGCAGCCGUCGCAGGGAGCGUUGCAGAAUCCCGAUCGGUGCGCAGAUCGAGAUUCCGCCGCACAGCGGAAAUCAUGCCGCAUCCAGCCGGCGGCUACUGCCGCAGCGCGGGCGCGGAAACCGCAACCAAAGGGCUUGCCAGCUGGCCCAGGAAGAGGAAAGAAGGAGAAGCAAUGUAACCCCAAGCGCAGGAGAGUGUCUCGCAAGGAGCAACGAAGGCGGGAGAGGAGGUCGAAGAAAUCCGGGAGACGGCGCGCAGUGCGGGAAGCGGCGCGUUUGAAGGUGCAGCAAGAGCGGCUAGAGAUCUUCGAACAGGCGAAGGGUAUUCUUUUUCCGGCGGUCCGGCACUUCCGGCUGGAAAACAUCGUGGAGAACCCGGACGAGGCGCUAGCAACCGACAACAAGAAGGGGUACGCCAUGAGACAGGCGUCCGCCAUCUUGACCUUCGUGUCGCUAGAGAUUGCUGAUGGACUUCACCCCAUCAAGCACAGCGAGGUUGCGGCGCUUCCGGUCGGCGUGACCGGUAAAGUGGUUCGGGCGUGGGUGCGUGAUUUUGUCAACGGCAAGAGGUUCAAGGUUCGCGUGCGGGACUACGCUGCUCGCAACCUGCUCUCAUUAUUUUCAACGACGAGGACUUUCGCGAAGAGUCGCGCGAGUGGCUGGACGCCAAGAUAUACGGCCGCAAGGAGGGGGAGCCGCAGCUACGUGUUCGGGACUUCCAGAAGUGAGCAUCUCAACGACACCGCGCUCAAGCCUUACAUGGAAGAGGGUGCGCGGGGAAUCUCCCUCGACACGGUGCACAGAUGGCUGCAGGACUUGGGCUUCCGUUGGCGGCGACACCGAAACUGUGUCUACGCAGACGGUCACAACCGCCCCGACAACAUCAGGAGGAGGACGGGUUACGUGACGGAGAUGCAGGAGCACCAGAAGCGUACAGUCAAGCUCGCAAAGAUCGGUGAGGGCCCGGAAGCCGAGGAGGUUGCUCUUUGGCCUGCGGUGUCCGAGAGUGCGGGGGGCGAUCCUCUGGGGGAAGGGAGCACAUGGAUGCACGUUCAGCUCGAAGGCGAGUGCGGCUGGGAGAAGCAGCAUAACCUCAGGACGAGCGGAAAGCUCGAAGAGCUUCCGGUCGACGAGAGACUCGAGCUGUGGUGCACGGAGCGGCAGCGUGUUCCAGCCCAACCGCUGCCGCCCGGGUUUCGCUUGCUGGAACCGAGGGAGGUGAUGGAGGUGGUGUACCACGACGAGUGCGCCUACAAGCAGAACGACAGCGGCGGGGCAGCGUGGGAGAACGAUGAAAAGGGCGCAGCGAUGAGCCCGAAAAACGAGGGCGCCGCUGUCAUGGUGUCGGACUUGAUCGGCGAGGAACGCGGGCAGCUGGACAUCCCCGCUGAGGUGUACGCGAUCAUGCAGGAACACGGGACAAUGCCGAAGAUGGAGAUUACGGAUGAAGGAGCUACGCUCUCCCGCAGCGACACCUACGUCGGGCGUUGCAAGCCGUGCGAAGAGUACCCCGACGGCAUGAAGACGAAGAAGGUGUCUGAUGCUGUUCACUCGCUCGAGCGCGUUCUUUCGGAGCUGAACAUCGACUGCAAGGAAUCUGGGCCCGAGUACAACCUUGCGCGCUCGGCCAGGAUCAUCCUCCGGGUCGGCAAGAACCUCGACGGAUACUGGGAUAGCAACCGCUUGUGCGUGCAGCUUGAGGCCAUAUUCGCGGCGUUCGAGAUCUCGAGGGAACCAGGCCGACAGAUGCUCGCAGUCUUUGACAACUCCACCGGGCACAACGCAUACAGCCCCGACGCCUUGAGGGCGCAGAACAUCCGAGCCUCACCAGGGGGCGAGCAGAUCCCCCCCCGCAACUUCGAGUACAACGGCAGAACGAUCUACACGACGUUUCGGGAGGGCGACGUGCUGUGCUUCAGAUCCAGCCCCUUCGCUCGAAAGACGGAGGCGGAGGCCGUGGCCAAGAAACGACACGGGAAAAGGUUGGGAGUGUUCCCGAUAGGAACGGUUGUCAAACGGGGGACCAGCUCGGAGAAGCUGAUUGGUGUCGCCAAGGGGAUGAAGGAGAUUCUGGAGGACAUGGGGCUGUACAAGCUAGCCAGCGAAACGAAAGCGCCACCGCUGCUGUGCCAAAGGUGCAAAGACGAGGCUAAGGCCAAGCGGGACAAGUCAACGAUGUACAACAAGGGGGGGGAGAGCCGGCAGCAGGCGCUCGAAGGCGAAGGAGACUCCGAUGAUUCGGACGAAGACAGCGAGGAAGGUGGUGCUCGCGAUGCAGCCAGAACAUCGAGAAGAUGCUGCUGCCAGCGAAUCAUCAGCGAGGUCAAGGCCUUCAAGGAGCAGAUGAAUCGGGUCGAGGAGCUGUUCGAAGCUGCUGGGCACGCAUGCAUUUUCCUCGCCAAGUACCACCCGGAGCUCAAUGCUAUCGAGCGUUUCUGGGGCUACACCAAGUCUAUCGAGCGCCGUGUCUGCGACUACUCCGUCCUGAGUCUGCUUGCAAGGCUUCCCAUGACGCUGAGCACUGUCUCUUUGUCACUGUGCCGAAAAUGGGCCCGUGUUUCCUGGCUGUACAUAUAUGCCUACAGCCACGGGCUUGAGGGCUACUUGCAAACCCGAGACCUCAAGAAGUGGACGAACCACCGCUCGCCCACCGACACGGCCGACAACGUGUUGCUGGCUCGUGGCCAAGCAACAACCGCGGAGGAGCGCAAGGCCAAAGAGCAGGCCGCCCUUGCCGCGGCCAAGGAGGCCAGAAAAAAGUCUAACGAGGCUGCCGAUAAGAUGUUGAAGCGUUUCGUAGCGGCAAAGCUCGCACCACCUCACUUCACCGGCAGCACCAGCCGGCGCGAUGUUGUAUCUGUGUAACCAUAUAGGUAGAUAGAUAUUCUACCUUACAUUUGCGUCCUGCUCCUUUAUACUUCGAUAUAAAAAAAUUUACAUGUGGUCUUAACCGACAUGGUAUAUAGUAUUCUAGAUAGAUAGAAUAUAUAGGACACAACUUAAUGUAGAUAGAAUAUAUAUCUAUCAAGCGAAAAAGGUUGUUCUACUCGGCGCUGCCGAGCUAAGGGUGCAGGGCCCUACCUGUGGGGCUGUACUCGGGGUAAUACGUGCCGUUUCGGGACAAUACGCGGCGUUUCGGGGUAAUUUCGGGGUAAUUUUCGCCCUGAAACGGCCACUUUCACCAAAAAAAAAAUUGACCCCGGAUAUCGAUGCUUCUCGACCUUGCGGUUCUUCUCAACUUUUUUUCGCGUGUCAACUCUCAAAAACAAGCGAGAAAAAGUGGGGGUCAUGUGGGAAAAUUUAACCGGACGGACUCUACAAGAUACCACACCCCUAACGAAAUUGUACAGAAAACCACACUCGUGUGAUAACUUGUUGCGUCCAUGGAAAAAAUAUUAAAAGCAUAAAUUUAUCAUACGGUCCCAGAAGGUAGUACACACCCUAAGUUGAGCCGCAAACAUAUAUCACGGAGCUCCCCAUCACACCGGUGUUUGUUUGUUUUGUUUUUGUUUUUCUCCCAUCAUUGGACUCUGUCGUCUGCCCUUCUGGCCCCUAUCCUCCACUUCUACUAGCUAGACGACCCAACCGGGGUCACAUAGGAGGGGGGGGUUGGACCCCCUCCUGCGGUUCAUGCCUGAGGUAUUUUUAUCGCGAGAAGGGUACAGCAAUCCCUUCCCUCGCGGCGUACGAAGUCGAUUAUGGUUAACUAACAAACGAGCUUUGCAGCGCGUCGCUUUCAUCCUAGACCAGGAUUUAUUUAGUGAGAAAAAAACUCUCUCUGCCGGGACUCGAACCCAUGACCUGGCCCUUAGCAGGCUGCGAGGCCACCCACUAGACCACCUGGGCGACCGGUUGUGUGGUAGACCGUGAUAACGCACAUAGCGCACGCCGCAACCCUGCACUCCAGAUAUGGUGACCAACAAAACCGCGGAGAUGGAACGAAGCACACAACACUUCUCAAAGCAUCGCGGCUCAGACUCUAGCGGGAGCGGCACGCCCAUUUACGCCAUUUUUUUCUGUGGCGCCUGAGACUCCCGCAGCACCCGGUGUGCCUGCCACCGCCCGAGCUGCCGAGGCCCGCGCAUCAAAACCUACUGCUGACACUCCCGCAACAACACCUGCUGUGCCUGGCACCGCCCGUGCUGCUGACGCCCACAGGACGCCACCCGCAACCCAGAAUUCUUGUGGGAGAACGUAAUGAUAGGUGUAACGUUUUCAAACCCCAUCAUUAUCACACCCCUCGUUAUCGCACACGCUGUAGGUUGGGUUGUGUGGGCGCACUUCUUCCCACGGGUGACAUUUUCACACCCCAUAUUUGUCACACACCCUUGUUACCACCCACCCCCCAGCGGGUGGGGUCGUGUAGGCGCAGUUCAUUCCAUGGGUGACAUUGUCGCACCCCCUUUUGUCGCACACCCCUGUUAUCACACCCCCUGCGGGGUGGAAUCGUCUGAGAGCAGUUCAUCACACGGGUCACACAAGAUAUCAAACCCCCUACAGAGUAUCACACCCGUGUGACAACUUUUGGACCUUCAAAGAUGAUAUCACACGGGUGUCGUAUCUUGUGUUACCUACGGUAGGCCAUUUUGGUACCAACAUUGUGAAAGAAAGGUGGAUGCACCACGACAUCAAGCUGGUUGCGGUCGUUGGUCCCCAGGCAAGUCAAAGCCUUGAGUCCCAUAGCAAGUGCAGAAGUAGCUCCCAAGCCUUAAUGCAGUCAAAAUUGUGUCAUUGCUCUCUCUCUCUCUCUCUCUC